Molecule: messenger RNA, 264 nt
Organism: Anneissia japonica
Lineage: Eukaryota; Metazoa; Echinodermata; Crinoidea; Comatulida; Comatulidae
Product: granulin-like
Exons: 2
Cellular component (GO): extracellular region
Source: RefSeq, a predicted model, not a curated record
GCCCAAUGCCAAAUGCUGUGUGUUGCAGUGAUGGACUCCAUUGUUGUCCAAGUGGCUACACCUGCGACACCGGUGCAGGAACAUGUACAAAGGGCGCCCUCACACUCCCAUGGGUAGAGAAGACUGAAGCUAAAAUUGUCAAAUUGGAGUCUGUAAUGUGUCCCGAUGGUCAGUCUGAAUGUCCAGAUGGCAAUACUUGCUGUAAACUGAGUAGUGGACAAUAUGGAUGCUGCCCAAUGCCAAAUGUAAGUUGUCACUUUCAGA